GUUUCACUGCCUGUUGCUUGCCACUGUGCUAGUCUUCCCUUCUUCCUCCAGGUGUGUCCUGCCCUCUUCCUCUUCCUUUCAUAGAUGUAAAGAGGUCGAUAGAAGAUUGUGAAACUAUUGGCUAGGUUUCUGGUUAGUGGUGAUACUCGUGCAUUCAAAGCUGGGUGUGAAGCACAACAACAGCCAAGAUGUCAGAAAAAAAGAUGACGUCGAGUCGCAGGCAUCAUCUGAAGAGCUUGGUCCUCCAGAUAGCAUUUGAGCUGAUUGAAGUCGAGAAAAAGGAGGCUGAGCAGGUGAAAAACAAUUUCAUGGCUGAGAUCCCUGGCCUGGAUUUGUCUGGAGAUCAAGCGACGCUGAUGGAAAUGCUCAAAAAGAUGGCCCAUACGAUUGACAAGAUUGAUGAGGACAGAUAUGAUGCAGAAUCAAAAGUGAUGAAGGCUGACAAAGAGAUUGAGGACUUGAAGAUGAAAGUGAUUGAGAUCCAGGGCAUGAAGAAGCCAGCCCUGAAGAAAGUGCGUAUGUCUGCUGAUGCUAUGCUCCAGGCUCUGCUGGGCACCAAGCACAAGGCUUCCAUGGAUUUCAGAGCGAACUUGAAAGAAGUGAAGAAGGAGGUCAAAGAGGAGGCAGCGGAUGCAGUUGGUGACUGGCGCAAGAACGUUGAUGAACAGGCUGGCAUGGACGGCAGGAUGAAAAAGUUUCAGGGUUAAACACAGCUGUCUUUUGUUGUAUUGUGGUACAGAGAUGGAUUUAUAUGACCUUGUUGUUAGGAAUCCCUGCAGGAAGAGGAUCUUUGAUCCGAAAUGGUGUUAUUUUUUUUAUACUGUAGCUGUUCAACUAUUCGACACUAUGGUUUUGGAUCUCUUUCUCUCUCUGUCUCGCUCUCUCCGCCAAAUAAAACAAUAAAAAAUGUUUAAAAAGCU
Molecule: messenger RNA, 920 nt
Organism: Oncorhynchus nerka (sockeye salmon)
Lineage: Eukaryota; Metazoa; Chordata; Actinopteri; Salmoniformes; Salmonidae
Product: troponin I, fast skeletal muscle-like
Exons: 8
Coding region: 189-707 (172 amino acids)
Biological process (GO): cardiac muscle contraction; skeletal muscle contraction
Cellular component (GO): troponin complex
Source: RefSeq, a predicted model, not a curated record